GCAUUUUUACCUCCUAACUGGAGUGUUUCCAUUGACAACACUACAACAACAAGCAUCCGAUUCUCCUGGCAAAACCUGCAAACACUCGUUGGUCAACGAAUAAGUUAUUACCCUGUAGUCGUCAAAAACUCAUAUGGUAAUAUCGUAAACGGUUACAUUGUCCCAGGAAAUACUACGUCCCACGUGUUCUCUGGACUAACGGCGUACAGGGAAUAUCGGUUAUCUGUUGUUGGUGUAAAUUACAGUGGGAAUGCCUACAAUAGCAGGGAGAUCACAGCAUGGACAGACGAAGGGGGUACGUGUAUUACUUAAAGAUGUUGUUCUAUUUUCAACCUUGACGACACUUUUAUCCCCAAUAAAUGCUUAGCACCCACAACUCUGUAGUAGGUAUUAAAUCUUAAUACUGCAGCCAUAUUGAUUGAGCUACGACGUUUCGGACUUCAGAACAGAAAAUUGUUGGUGAUUGGUUUGCUUGCGUGACAAGGGUAACAAAUACAAUUUUUGAUCUUUUAUAAACUUUGUUUUUAUUAGUUCCCAGCACAGCUCCAUCAAAUAUCCGACUUUCAAACUUAGAGGAGACUGAGGUGAAAGUACAGUGGAAUCCACUCUCCCAGCAUCACGCUCGUGGACGUCUCCUUGGGUACAGAGUCUACCAUAGGGAAUACCGCACCUCCAGAUAUUAUUAUUAUUAUUAUUACGACCCGUAUUUGGGUAAGAGUGUCAACACUAGUAGUGCCGAAGUUACUAUGGUGAUAUUAACGGACCUAAAGGAAGCCAGAGCUUACCAAAUAGCAGUCGCAGCUUUUACGUCUAAAGGCGAAGGACCACGCUCA
This is a messenger RNA of Porites lobata, 833 nucleotides long. NCBI's taxonomy places the organism in Eukaryota, Metazoa, Cnidaria, Anthozoa, Scleractinia, Poritidae. The record is from the annotation of a GenBank genome assembly.